CUAAAUCUUCCAUUUGAGUGGGACGACACCAGUUACACAAACACAGGCCAAUAUACAACAAUGAUCAAGGAACUGUCUGCUCUGAUUCUCCUAACCACAUUAUCUCUACAUCAGACUGCAGAGGUUCCUCAGCAGAUCCCUUUGAUUGUGGCUAACCUCGGUGAUAACAUCAAUCUGACAUGUUCUGUUUCUGGGACAGAAGCCUGGUUGUUUUUCUGGUACAAGCUGAAAUUUGGAUACAUGGUCCAAACACUUGCUAAAGGAGCUUCUGCAGAUAUAAAGCUUCAAGCACAAUUUGACGACCCGAGAUUCACAGUCAGGAAAGUGGAUGAUCUGUAUACUCUUACCAUAAGAAAUAUAAGAAAAGAGGAUGAAGCAACAUACUUCUGUCAAGCAGGAGAGCCAUAUGUGCCUACUUUUGUUAAUGGCACAAUUUUGGCUUUGAAAGAUCAUAAAAAUCAGCAGAAACACAUCUAUGUCAAACAAAGUCCGGAGACUGCGUCAGUCCAGCCGGGAAACUCGACGACUCUCCAGUGUUCACUUCUCUCCACGAACAAAGAAAACCUGGUCCAGUGUCCAGGUGAACACAGGGUGCACUGGUUCAGAGCCGGAUCAGGACGCUCCCAUCCCAGCUUCAUUUACACUCAGAGCAGCAGGAGAGAUGAACAAGAGGAGAAGAGCUGCGUCUACAGUCUGUCCAAAACUAUACACAACUCCUCAGAUGCUGGGACUUACUACUGCGCUGUGGUCACAUGUGGAGAGAUCCUGUUUGGUGGAGGAACCAAAGUGGAGAUGAGACAAGAACAACUUCCAUUGGUCAUUGUGCUUGGGACACUGAUGCUCUCCUGCAUCUUUGUGAUGGUUGCUCUAUUUCUCCUCAGAUAGAAAAAGACCGUUUGUGAACAUUGCAGAGGUAGGUUUAUUUUGUGCACAUGGAUUGUUAAGUAAGUUUCCCAAACCUUAGCUAAGUGGUGUAAGUGCCUAAAAGUAGGGAUGCACCGAUAUGGAAAUUCUUGGCCGAUACCGAUACCGAUAUUUAAAAUAACAAUCUGGCCGAUAGCCGAUACCGAUAUUUGUUUAUUUUCUUUUUGUUGUUAUUUAUUCACCCUUUUGUGUCAGAAAAAUAAUUAAAUCAUCAUUUAGAAAGCACUAUUUAAAAAAAUGUCAGCCCUUCAUCACUCUUAUCUUUUAAUGAGCACAGAUUGAAUCAGAUUUAUGAAACAAUCUUUGAUUUAACUAAACUUUAUUUAACAGAGACAUAUUAUGCCCAUUUUACCACAAGUUGAAAUGGUUCCUUGGGAUCUUAAUGAAAUGUCUGUAACAUAUUUUGGUCAAAAUACCACAAGGGUAAUUUAAAACAGCACCUUUUUACCCUGUCUAAAACAGCCCUGUUAAAGUAUCAUUAUAGAGAACGCUCUUCUCAUUGAUUUACGGUAGCAGUAUUGCCCGUUUAUUAGAUGUGUUACGGCUUCUGUGUGUAUGACGUAUGUUGUCAAUUCCCUUGUUACCUGUGCAUGAGACGGAUGAAUAGAGCCGAUGCACAUGAGAAUAAAGUAUUUAAAUAAGUACAGACGCUACGCUCAUACUUUUUACGUCAAGUUACACUGCGUGAGUCAAGAUAACUUAACAAGCCCUCCUCAGUUUUACCUGUUUUUAGUGUCGGGCAGAAAUCACAUCGCGUCAACACCCACCGUGGCCCUUCGCGAUGCUUGUUUUAAUUAAACAGUCGGAUUCCCCUGGUCCGCACCA
Molecule: messenger RNA, 1749 nt
Organism: Pleuronectes platessa (European plaice)
Lineage: Eukaryota; Metazoa; Chordata; Actinopteri; Pleuronectiformes; Pleuronectidae
Product: T-cell surface glycoprotein CD4
Exons: 4
Coding region: 61-885 (274 amino acids)
Biological process (GO): response to bacterium
Source: RefSeq, a predicted model, not a curated record